AUGGACCGGUUGGACCAACUGGCCUGUUGGUCCUAUGGACCAGUUGAACCAACUGGCCUGUUGGUCCUAUGUCUUUGGUUUUCAUCCGGGGACAUCCUCGACCCUGUACUCCCCCCCUCCCCCUCCCACUCCACGGCUCCCCCCCCCAUUUUCCCCACUCCCUCUCCUCCCCCCUCCUCCGCUCCCCCUCCCUCGACUCACCCAACUUCCCCCCUUCGUGCUCCCCCCCCCCCUUGCUCCCGCCCCCACACUCGCUCCCUUGUACACAUCCUCCUCGCCUGCAGAUUCACCCUUCCCCGGCCGCCCGCACCAGCGCUCUUACGCAGCCGUGGCGCAGUGUAG
Molecule: messenger RNA, 342 nt
Organism: Closterium sp. Naga37s-1
Lineage: Eukaryota; Viridiplantae; Streptophyta; Zygnematophyceae; Desmidiales; Closteriaceae
Source: the annotation of a GenBank genome assembly